CGAAAACCCAGGCACAAUAUUGCAGGACCUCGCUCCUUUUUUCCCCCACGUACAGACGAACAGCCGCUCGCAUCAUCGCACCUUAUCGUCACGACGAGCGACGUUUCCUCUACAACAUCGUCGACCGGCGAGAUCGGAUAUAACCACAGCCACCCUGGGGAGCUUGUCGAUUGAUUGAUGCAUCUCCGGCCACGACUAACGCUCCCUGGGCACGUUUAGGUCUAAGCGCCUUCAACCCCCGCUGCGGUCCCACGGCUAGUCGCGUUCAGCAGCGAGUCGAGUCAGCCACUUCCGGGCGCGCUUGAGCCAUGGCUCGCGGGACGCAUGCCAAUCCGACGACAUUGUCAGGCAAUGCGGGCGGCAACAGCGGGGCACCAUCUUCCUCGUCUGCCAAUGCUCCAGCGUCGCAUCAGCAGCAGUCAGGCGCUCAGUCGGCGACGACUGCGCCGACGGACGCCUCCGCCCAUGCAGGCUUUGUCAACCUCGGCAACACCUGUUUUCUCAACUCAGUUCUCCAGGCCACGUCCGCCACCCGGUCGCUGAGAGAGCUCUACCAACCUGAGUUAUUGGAGGAGGUAGCGAAGAGCUCAAGUUCUUCUUUGCCCCUGGAGGGCAUUAUAUCGGGCAAAAAUACCAGCAGCGAGGGCGAAGUUGGUGUCACAGAGGGUCAGGUUCUUCUUCAACAACAAGAGGAUCUGCUCAGCGCCAAUGCAGCGACCGGUUUGGCUCUCGAGAGAAGCCGGAGUCCAGUUCUUGCUCUGGCCGAUGAGGAGCACGGCAGGGCCUGGCCUUUGUCCGCGUCAGCCAGCGUGGCGUCCUCCAGACGAGCCUCGAUAGAGCCACAGCAGCAGCAGUCCCUCCGCGCCUCGGCUGCUGCUCUGGUCACGCAGGAGAAGCCAGCAGACGAAGCAGUGGCCUACCAGCCUUCGUCGUCGGACUUGCCACUUAACACGGCCUUUCGUCAGGUCCUCGAACGCAGCUGGGACACGGGAGCCUCCUUCAAAGCACCUUCUCCAUCAACAAAGCGCAAAACAACGCCCAUCAAUCCCAAGAGAUUGCUGGACAUCAUGUCGUCCAAAUACGAUCAGUAUGGCGAGUACAGGCAGCAGGACGGCCACGAACUGCUGCGACACCUUCUCGACUCUCUCAGGAUGGAAGAGCUCGACGUCAUCAAAAGAAUGCAGCCUCCGCCAGAGAAGACUGUCAAGAAGAGAAGAAAGAAGGUGAAGCGACAGGGGCCCUCACUGUCCGCUGCUCAGGGUCCCACUCUGUUGGAGGAAGGGGCAGACAGAAGCAAAGAGCUGGUGCCGUUCGUGGACAACCUCUUCUGCGGCAAACUCCUCUCGUGUGUUGUCUGUGAAGGGUGUCGCCACGUCUCGCACACCUACGAGGACUUCUACGACAUAUCCUUACCCCUGCGCGGUGAGCCGGCUGAGGUGGCCCUGCGAAGCGCAAGGAAGCGCGAUCGAAUUCGAAGCAUGGCCGAUCGAUGGAGAAAGGCCACGGGAGGGACGAGGAGUGCGACGGGCAAUAGAGCUGCGACGACAAGCGAGGCUCUUGCUGCUGGCAUCCUGUCCGACACGUCAGCCUCUGGCGCUAUGAGCGAGACGGAAGAUCACCACGAAGCUCAGACGUUGAAAGUAAAGUCCCUUUCGAGGGGCAGGUCCAUCUCUAGGCCCAAGUCAGCCGGUGCCUCGAUCGAUAUGUCGGGAACGGCAAAGGACGACUUGAAGAAGGCGCUCAAGAAUGUUCCUUACUCCUUAGACGAAGAACGGGAUGGGGCAGCUACUCCAAUGGCAGACGACAUCGACCUGCACAAUUUGAGCCUCGACGACGUAGCCGAAGGGAGAAAGCCACGGCAUAGCCAGCCUCAUUCUGCAUCCCGGGAAAGGCAGGGAGGAGGUGCGGCAGCCCUCUUGCGAGCUGUGAGCGUCCGAAGCCGACCUGUGAGCCGCUCUGCAAGCCCCAUGGGCCAUCCCGACGAGGUGAUGCCCAGCAGCAUGUCUGGCACCGGAGGCGAGCCUGCUUCUCCGCAGACGCCCAAAUCUCAUCAUCGAACAGGUGCUAAGAGGGUCACCAAGCAGAGCCGACAGGGCGCCUACUUGGCCAAGCUUCUUGCUGAGCAGCCCCAAGUGCCAUCGCAGCAGCCGAUGACCGCCUCAGCAACGGCUGCCUUGCUGUGGGGGCGACGAACUCAGGCAGGAGCUGCCGUCGAGGGGACCCCGUCGGGUUCAUCUACCCCACUAGCUACAGCAAUGUCGCCAACAUCCUCGGCCGGUUCACACCAGGAGCGAGUCUCCGUGGUCAAAGCAGCAGCAGCACCCGCCUCUUCAGAUCAUGACGACAUUGAAACGACACAGGCGAAAACGGGCUUGGUCAAGGCCAUGAAUUCCUUUACAGCAGUCGAAGUCCUUGAUGGCGCCAAUAGCUUUGCGUGCAAGCGUUGCUGGCGACGUCUCAAUCCUCCGACAGCCGCCGAAAGGGAGACACUCGUGCGAAGGAGGCUUCGCAGGGGAAAGGCCGAGGAUGAGAGCGAAGAGAGCAGCGAUGACGAGACAUCGUCUGGCAGCGACCAGGAAGAUCGAGCCAAGUCAGCUACAAGCAAGAAUGACAACAGAUCUGUCGUUGAACCUCUAGUCCUGGUCUCUAGGCCGACGUCGCAAGCCUCCAACGCAGACUCGAUGUCAGACCUCGGAGAGGGUACGACGAUGAUCGUGGAUGACGUCUCAACGCCCUCGACUGCUGUGCCAAAGAUCCAAACAACAAGCCCUCAAAGUCCUGAAGAUGGCAGCUCGAAAUCUGAUGCGCUUCCUCAGUCAUCCGCACCCAAACUCAAGGCGCCCAAGCCUGUCUUGGCGGGCUCGAAUGGGAUCACCUUGGGACCGAAUAGCCUUUCUUCGAGCGGGAAUAGCUCCGACGGCGCCCUUUCGACAACAUCGGGUGACGAAGACGGUGGACCAGACGAAGAGAUAGUCAGGGUCACUUCAAAGCCCUCGAUCCAAUUCUUGGAGCAAGACCCUCCUUCAAGACCGGUGACGGCUCCUGCUGGGGCCAAGAGUGGCACAUCGACUGUUUCCGCUCCUGGAAUCGCCUCAAAUGGGCUUCGUCGCAAACGAUCAACGCAAUCGCUCCAGCGUCGAGCUCUGAAGCGAUUCCUUAUUUCCUCAACGCCUCGAGUUCUCGUCUUCCACUUUAAGCGCUUCCAAGCAACGGGUAGCGGGCGGUAUCCGGGAACCAGCUUCAAGAAGAUUGAUGAUGCCGUCUCUUUCCCAGCCUUUCUCGAUGUCAAGCCUUGGCUGGCUCCACCAAGAGAAGAGUACGAUCGACAUGGGAGGCUCAAGCCGACGAGUGACCCAAGGGCGCUGGAGAAGGCAAGGCUGGAGGAAGAGGCAAAGCACCUUGCUGAUCUCGGUGAAAAGCAGAGCCACAAGCAUCAUCACCUUUUUGGGCACCACCAUACCCUCAAUCGCCACCACUUCUUUGGACACGGAUCAAAGUCACAGCAACAACAAGAGCUGCUGGAUCGCUCGGGUGUCUCACCCGGACCAAAAACGAAGUACAGGUUGUAUGCCGUCGUCGUCCACCAAGGGUCGAUGUCUGGAGGACACUACACGGCUUACGUUCUUUCAGACCGCUGCAAUCUGCCUACGACUCCUAAGGUGGCUCCUUCCUCCUCUUCAGUUGCAUCCUCGUCCGUUGCAGGAGGAGACAAGAGCUCUUCUUCCACCUCAUCACCCAGAGCAAGACCGAGCGAUGACUCAGUCGGGGACCUCUCGGAGUCGUCACUUGGAGAGCCGCCCUCCAGCGAAGGCCAUGGUGAAAGCUACGCUCACAGCAAUGGCAGCAGCUCAGCUCCGAGGCUGUUGCAGCAGCAGCAGCAACAGCAACAGCAACAACAAGAGCGGAAGCCCGACGAGAGGCGGUGGAUAUACACUUCUGACACGAUGGUCCGACCGGCCACGCUCGAGGAGGUUCUCAAGGCUCAAGCUUACAUGCUCUUCUAUGAGCAGAUGUAGCUAUCCUCUUUUUCUCCGACUCUAUCCCGCUUGCUGACUGGCAUUACUCUACAAAUUACAACUAGCUAUGCACUACAACACGCAUCCUCUCUGAUAAUUAUAGCAUUUGUCCCGCACCUGCGAUC
Molecule: messenger RNA, 4141 nt
Organism: Acaromyces ingoldii
Lineage: Eukaryota; Fungi; Basidiomycota; Exobasidiomycetes; Exobasidiales; Cryptobasidiaceae
Product: cysteine proteinase
Exons: 2
Coding region: 309-4016 (1235 amino acids)
Biological process (GO): protein deubiquitination
Molecular function (GO): cysteine-type deubiquitinase activity
Source: RefSeq, a predicted model, not a curated record